Molecule: messenger RNA, 645 nt
Organism: Cercospora beticola
Lineage: Eukaryota; Fungi; Ascomycota; Dothideomycetes; Mycosphaerellales; Mycosphaerellaceae
Product: BTB/POZ domain-containing protein
Molecular function (GO): protein binding
Source: RefSeq, a predicted model, not a curated record
AUGGCAGCAGACAAGACAGGACUGAGCACGAUGAUGGAAAGCCUCUUCGACAACGGCGAAUUUGCCGACCUCAUCGUGCGUGCCGGAGACACUGAGUUCAAAGUGCACAGGAGUAUCGUCUGCACCGCAUCGUCUUGGUUCAGGGCUGCUUGCACCAGGGAUUUCCAAGAAUCCAAGACGAGGAUGAUCUUCCUACAAGAGAGCGCUGCGGUGGUGAAAAGCCUUCUCCUCUUCCUGUAUGGCUUGCAACACAGAAUUCGAGAGCAGCUGGUGGGAAGCUUCGGAGAGCGCAUCAAGCUCGCUGUCUGCAUCCACAUGGCUGGCGAUAAAUACGUGUGUCCAGCACUCUCAGCGUACAUGGCUGAAGAGCUCAGAUUCCAGCUUCGGUUCACCGGUGAUGUGAACGAACAAGAACUUGUUGACGUCGCAGCAUGGGCGUAUUCGCAGACUGAGGGCCAAAUCACAGACCAAAUCUAUCAGUCCCUCACCAGAGCAACGACGCAACGCUUGCAUUCGCUGGUUGCUAAAGAUGAAUCGUGGCAGCGCAUAGUCUCCUGCGAAGCGUACGUGAGCGACGUCAUGCGAUGCGUCGCUACAAGUCGAGGCUUUUUCCAGCUGAGCGACAUUGUGAGGAAGACUCUCUAA